Messenger RNA from Schizophyllum commune H4-8, 1700 nucleotides. Its product is annotated as ENTH-domain-containing protein. The record is from RefSeq and is a predicted model, not a curated record. Bases 16 to 1509 code for a protein of 497 amino acids. Gene Ontology annotation, molecular function: phospholipid binding; clathrin binding. Gene Ontology annotation, cellular component: endosome; clathrin vesicle coat; plasma membrane. The transcript is spliced from 8 exons. Gene Ontology annotation, biological process: actin filament organization; endocytosis. NCBI's taxonomy places the organism in Eukaryota, Fungi, Basidiomycota, Agaricomycetes, Agaricales, Schizophyllaceae.
CCGGCGUAUUCCAAUAUGCAGCACUUUGGGAAGGGCGCUUUGCGCGUCGCAAAGAACUACACGAAGGGAUACUCGGAUGUUCAAGCGAAGGUCCGGGAAGCGACGUCGAACGACCCAUGGGGCCCAUCGGGCACGCAGAUGAAUGAGAUUGCGCAAAUGACCUACAACCAGCAAGACUUCGUCGAGAUCAUGGAGAUGUUGGACAAGCGCUUGAACGACAAGGGAAAGAAUUGGCGCCAUGUUUUCAAGUCGCUCACCGUCAUCGACUAUUGCCUACAUCAAGGGUCCGAGAACGUUGUCAUCUACUUCAAGGACAACAUGUACGUGAUCAAGACACUCAAGGAGUUCCAGUACAUCGACGAGGAAGGCAAGGAUCAAGGCGCCAAUGUCCGUCAAAAAGCGAAGGAUAUCACGAACCUGCUUUCGGACGAGGGUCGGCUACGUGAAGAGCGACGCGCCCGGGCGAGUAUGCGCGACCGCAUGCUGCGGGCUCCUGGCGGAGCCGACGACGACGAACCUGAUGAGAACGACGUACGACGGGACCAACGGCGUCCGCGUCGGGAGGAGGAUGAACUUCGGCAUGCAAUCGAGGAGAGCAAACGGAGUCUCGCUCAGGACCGCUUGAAGGCAGAGGAGCGCGAACUGCAGGAGGCGAUUCGUCUCAGCAAGGAAGAGGAGGAAAAGCGGGCGAGGGCUGUUGACGAUUCCAACGCACGCUCUUUGUUCGACGAUACGCAGGACCAACCCAAUAGCAAUCCCUUCCCCAAUAUGCUCGAUCCCGCACCGUACGCGACCGGCUUACAGCCCCAAUUCACAGCUGCGCCUCAGUUCAUCCAACCUCAAUUCACCUCGUUCAAUCCAUAUCAACAACAAAUGGAGAUGCAGCAGCAGCAGCUCCUCAUGCAGCAGCAACAGCAGCAACAGCAACAGGAAGAGUGGAUGCGCCAGCAGCAGCAGGAAGAGUGGAUGAGGCAGCAAGCAAUGCUUCAGCAGCAACAACAACAGCAGCAGCAGGAAGAGUGGUUGCGGCAGCAGAUGCUACUGCAGCAGCAACAGCAAGCGCAACAGCAGCAGCCGUUCUUAAUGGCGCAGCCGACUGGCAUGGGGUCAAACAAUCCUUUCGCGCCAUCGCCUUCAGCGCAGUCGCCGCCGCCAAGUAACACGCUUUCCCCGCCUUCGUUUAACUUGCAGGGCACGUACGACAACAAUUCUCAGCCGCCGUCGUUCGGUGGUAUGAGCCCGUCUCCUGGUCCGUCACCGUCGCCGCAGCCCGGGGGGCAGGGCAUCAAGGUGAAGACGCGCGAGAACGAGAACGAGCGCCUGGCGAACCUGUUUGCGAAUCGCGAUGACGGGCAGGAUACUUUCGGCAAUGUUGGCGCAUUGAGGUACGGAAAUGCGGCGGGUCGGAACAUUCUAGCGCAGCAGACGGGCGCAUCGCACAACCCGUUCGCGAUGCAACAGCAGCAGCAGCAACAGCAGCAGGCGGAGCAACCUUUCUUUAGCGUAUGACGCGUCAGUUCGCGCUGUCCUCGCGCUGCCUGUGCUUGCACGAUGACCGUAUCUGGAUCCUAAUAUACCGUCCAUAAUUUCCCUGUAAACGGAACGUAUACCAACGCGGACUUGUCUUGAUCUAAACAAUGGCUCGCAAAUGGCGCGCGUUGCUUGGAAUUUAUCGCCAUGUUCAUGGCUUCGUCAGUAUC